Molecule: messenger RNA, 1363 nt
Organism: Nelumbo nucifera (sacred lotus)
Lineage: Eukaryota; Viridiplantae; Streptophyta; Magnoliopsida; Proteales; Nelumbonaceae
Source: RefSeq, a predicted model, not a curated record
ACCGGCGAGAGGACGCUGGCGGUGGUUACCAAAUGUGAUAAAGCUCCUGAAGGUCUGCUCGAGAAGGUUACUUCCGACGAUGUGAACAUUGGGCUUGGCUACGUCUGUGUGAGGAAUCGCAUCAAGGACGAGUCCUACCAGGAGGCCAGGGCUGAGGAGGCGAGACUGUUUCAGUCGGAUCCCCUUCUCUCGCAGAUCGACAAAUCCAUCGUGGGCAUACCUGUUUUGGCCAGGAGACUGGUGCAAAUCCAAGCUGCUAGUCUCGCGAGAUGCUUGCCGGACAUCGUGAAGAGCAUCAACGACAAGCUCAACCUCAACGUUUCUGAGCUCAACAAAUUGCCCCAGCAUCUAUCCUCCCCGGCGGAAGCCAUGACUGCUUUCAUGCGGAUUCUUGGGUCUGCAAAGGAAUCCCUCAAGAAAAUCCUCGUGAGAGGGGAGUUUGACGAGUACCCAGAUGACAAAUUCAUGCACUGCACCGCCCGACUGUCGGACAAGCUCAACGAGUACUCCAAGGAGCUCAAUAUGAAGCAAGAGGACUCCAAGGAGAAGUUUUUAAUGGAGGAAAUCCUAUUGCUGGAGGAAUCCAAAGGGAUUGAACUUCCCAAUUUCCUCCCUCGCACCGCUUUCCUCGCUAUAUUACAGAGAAAAGUGAAGGAAGUAUCGAUCACUCCCAUCAAAUUCGUUCAAGAGGUGUGGAAUUACGUAGAGGAGGUGGUCGUACGCGUGCUGAUGAAACAUUCAGAGAGCUACCCACAGCUUCAAUCUUGCACCAGAAGAGCAGCGCAGAAUCUGAUUGGCAAGAUGAAGGACCAAUCGAUUAACCGAGUAACAGAGAUCGUGGAAAUGGAGAAGAUAACGGAUUAUACAUGCAACCCAGAUUACAUGUCAACUUGGCGAGGGCUCAUGGCGAAACAAGAGAUCUUCAUGAAGAGCUUCAACGAUCCCUWCCAAUGUUCCUCUGUAAACAUUGAAGGGUUGGGGACUGUUGAACUGCAGCAUCUAAGAGAAUAUGGGGGGAUGGUGCAACAAGCGUACGACCUGAGAAUGAGGAUCAGAGCUUACUGGACGAUUGUGUUGCAGAGGCUGGUGGAUAGUCUGGCGCUUCAUCUGCUGUUCAGUGUGCAGAACUUGGUGAACAGAGAGAUGGAAAAGGAGAUUGUGAUGGAGCUGAUGGGGCCCYACAGUGGUGGGGUCGAACGGUUGCUUGAGGAAUCCCCUUCUGUGGCUCAGAAGCGAGACCGGCUCAACAAGAGCGUCAAGCUACUCAAAGAAUCCAAGGAGGUCGUGGCCAAGAUCAUGGACCGAAUUGCUGCUCCCAUCAACAACUCCACUGAUUAGGUCCACAGGCCCAGGCCCAUCUCUC